Molecule: messenger RNA, 1648 nt
Organism: Cucurbita maxima (winter squash)
Lineage: Eukaryota; Viridiplantae; Streptophyta; Magnoliopsida; Cucurbitales; Cucurbitaceae
Product: plastid division protein PDV2-like
Exons: 6
Coding region: 95-1609 (504 amino acids)
Biological process (GO): chloroplast fission
Molecular function (GO): oxygen binding; heme binding
Source: RefSeq, a predicted model, not a curated record
CUUCUGAUUCAAAGUCUUGUUCUUUUCAAAACCCCACUUCCCAUUUCCCCUAAUUUCCCUCAAAAACCCUAGCCGGAGCCACCAACCAGCGCCCAUGGAAGAAGACGGCAUAGACAUGGUUCUUGGCAGAGCCACAGAGCUCCGGUUGAAGAUCAGCAACUGCAUUCACAAGGCUACAACCACCGCCUCUCUCCUGCAAGACCCAUCUUCCGGAGGGGGAAAUGAGGCUGCCAAUGACGGUGGUUCCACCUACGAAUGUCCUGCCGGCGUCACGGAGGACGACGAUGAGGUGGAACGGCUUUUGAAUAUCUGCGAUGCCCUUGAGUCCUUGGAGACCCAGCUCUCUUCUUUGCAGGAAUUGCAACAACAACAACGAUACGAACGGGAAGCUGCUCUGAGUGAGAUCGAACACAGCCGCACGAUACUACUCGACAAGCUCAAGGACUACAAAGGCGAGCAUUUGGAGGUGAUAAACGAAGCAUCCGCCUUUGCUGGCGAGGCAGUAGAGCACAACCAUGAUCUCAUGCUUCCUCCAUAUCCAACCCGUCCGCCCUACGCGCUUCACCUAAACAAUGGCCAAUUACCACCAUCCUUGUCCACUCGCAAAUCUGCUCGCAAUGGGGUAACCUUGAACUACACGACGAACGAUGCUAAAAGGGAGUCAAGCGAGUCGUUGACUACCAGCAAACAAGUGAGCACGAGAAGCUCGACGAACGGAUUAGGUUCACUCCUAGCUGCUGCAGCCAAGGCAGUGUUUACCAUUGUUGGUGUUGUGUCAAUAUUGAGCAUGUCUGGCUUUGGACAACGAAUCGCAGCGAAGAGUGUUAGUCGUCCGAAGAUAUCCAAUGGGUUUGUUGAACAUCCAUUGACCGAGGAAGAGAGACCGAUAAUUCGAUGCCCGCCCGGGAAAAUUCUCACGGUGGAAGACGGGGAGGCGCGGUGUCUGGUGAAAGAGAGAGUCGAAGUUCCAUUUUCCUCGGCCGUGGCCAAACCAGAUGUGAACUAUGGAUGUGGUAGAGGUAAGACCACAAAACAGAACACUUUAUUGGUUCACUGCAUAAAUAGGAUCCUCCAAUAUGAAUUCCCCAACCAAAAAAAAAAAAAAAAAAGCAUCAUCAUGGGCUCUUUCGGAGAAUCCAAGGUUUUCACUGAACACCAAGAAGCUCUUGUGCUCAAGUCAUGGAGUGUCAUGAAAAAGAAUGCUCCUGAAUUGGCCCUCAAAUUCUUCCUCAAGAUAUUUGAAAUCGCACCGUCCGCUCAAAAGAUAUUUCCUUUUCUGAGAGAUGCUAAAGUUCCCCUCGAACAAAACCCUAAGCUGAAACCUCAUGCUUUGAAUGUUUUUACUUUGGCUUGUGAGUCAGCAGUUCAGCUUCGAAAAGGUGGUAUAGCAGCGGCUAGAGAAACCACUAUCAAGAGGCUCGGUGCUAGUCACUUCAAAUAUGGUGUCGUCGACGAACAUUUCGAUGUGACCAGAUUUGCACUUUUGGAGACAAUAAAGGAAGGAAUUCCAGAGAUGUGGAGUGUGGAGAUGAGAGGGGCAUGGGCUGAGGCUUAUGAUCAGUUGGUGGCCGCCAUUAAAGCUGAGAUGAAGCCUUCUUCCACCUCUUAAUAUAUAUAUACAUCUAUAUCUAUAUAUAUAUACAUCUAU